Molecule: messenger RNA, 1069 nt
Organism: Phoenix dactylifera (date palm)
Lineage: Eukaryota; Viridiplantae; Streptophyta; Magnoliopsida; Arecales; Arecaceae
Source: RefSeq, a predicted model, not a curated record
CUCUCUCUCUAUGAGAAACAUGGAUUUGAUCACUAAGUUUAUGAACUUAUUUGCACCUCCCACUCUCCUAACGGCUCUCUUUUUCCUCCUACCACCCUUAUACUUCUUCAAGCUCUUCCUCUCCUUCAUCUCCUCCCUCUUCCCCGAGGACAUGUUGCACAAGGUGGUUCUCAUAACUGGUGCCUCCUCCGGCAUCGGCGAGCAAAUGGCUUACCAAUAUGCAAAGAAGGGAGCCUGCCUGGUCCUAGUGGCAAGGAGAGAGAGCAGCCUCCUAGAGGUUGCUAAGAGGGCUCAGGAGCUCGGCUCGCCGGACGUGCUAGUCCUCCCGGCUGAUGUUGCCAAGCCGGAAGAGUGUCGGAGGUUCAUCGAUGCCGCCAUCAGCCACUUCGGCCGGUUGGAUCAUCUUGUGAACAAUGCGGGCAUCGCAAAUCUCUGCAUGUUUGAGGAAGCUGAGGAUGUAACCAAUUUCACGCCUGUUAUGGAUGUAAACUUCUGGGGAUCCAUCUAUCCGACUUACUUUGCACUCCCUCAUCUCAAGCAGACGAGAGGGAGGAUCGUUGUGAACUCCUCUUCUGCGGGGUGGUUACCGAUGCCAAGGAUGAGCUUCUACAAUGCCAGCAAAGCAGCAUUGAUAAAUUUCUUCGAGACGCUGCGAAUAGAAUUUGGUCAUGAAAUUGGAAUAACAAUUGCAACACCAUGGUGGAUUGAAUCCGAGAUGACCCAAGGCAAAUUUCUUUCCAAGGAGGGCAAGAUGGUAGUGGACCAGGAAUUGAGAGAUAUUCAAGUUGGCUUGUUUCUGGUAGGGUACUCAGAUGGUUGCACCAAGGCCAUUGUGAACGGCGCAUGCCGGGGCGACCGGUAUGUGACCGAGCCAUCAUGGUUCAAGAUGUUGUACCUAUGGAGGGUGUUUGCCCCAGAGGUGAUGGACUGGUUUAUCCAUAUGCUCUAUGUGACCAGGCCUGGCUCUCCUAGUUGCGACGCACUGAGCAAGAAGAUACUGGAUUUAAGUAAAGCCAAGAGUGUCCUCUACCCUUCUUCAAUCCAGACUUCAGAGAUCAAGAAAGAGUAG